Messenger RNA from Xylona heveae TC161, 870 nucleotides. RefSeq lists its product as hypothetical. The record is from RefSeq and is a predicted model, not a curated record. The transcript is spliced from 3 exons. Lineage: Eukaryota; Fungi; Ascomycota; Xylonomycetes; Xylonales; Xylonaceae. Bases 1 to 870 code for a protein of 289 amino acids. Gene Ontology annotation, biological process: spindle assembly. Gene Ontology annotation, cellular component: HAUS complex; cytosol.
AUGACGUCCCAAUUUUCGCCGGGUGCAAUCUUCUCGCCGUCCCAAGCGCGUCAGCAAUUGGCUCAGGCACGGGACUGGAGCUAUAUUGACGACUGGCUUGCCAAAAUGUAUGGUGCUCAGUCAAUACCGACAUUCGAGCGAAACACAGAUACACUUAAAGCGCUUCUGGCGCUGGCUGCUGUUAAUGAGUCGGCUGAGGAGGAGAAGGAGCUGGUUCGCAGAUUGGAAUGCACAGUGCUUGGAGAAGUCGAUGAAACUGCUGAACCAGGUCAAGAUAUAGAGCUCCUUCUAUCCCUGCAUGAGAAUUUAAGUAGGGAUGGUUCCGACAGUCUCGAUGCAAUGGCUUCCGCUGGGCUGAAAUUAGGCUCAUUGGAUCCAACUCCUGAAAGUCUUGCCGGAGAUAUAUUCGAAUUAAACCGGUUGGAAUUUGACAUGGAACAGCAUGCUCUGCGGAUGCAUUCAAUACAUACGCGUCUUGAACUGGAACUAUCACGCCUCGAGAGAGAAAUUGCCAAGUUUCAAAAUGAUUCAGUACUGGCGUCCUCAUCGCUGCCACAACGCACCGCUGAAUGGACACGCGCAACGAAACAAUUCGUAGCCAAAUCACUUGAUUAUAAGAACAGAAUCAACAGCCUUUCAAGAAGGGAACCACCCCGACCCGGCAUUGCGCAAAUCCAAGCUCUUGAAAGGGAUUCCCUUGCCAUGCAGACAGAGGUGCAAGGAUUGGAACUACGGGUAGCUAAUUUUCAUGGACUGCCCCCUCAACAGGGAUUGGCCAAGAAAGAGGCGGAACGAGCGCGGAGAGAGCUGCAGGAUCUCACGAGGAGAAGAGACCGUCUUUUCGAAGGAUUAAUUGAAGAAGAUUCAUAA